Molecule: messenger RNA, 345 nt
Organism: Capsicum annuum
Lineage: Eukaryota; Viridiplantae; Streptophyta; Magnoliopsida; Solanales; Solanaceae
Product: filament-like plant protein 4
Exons: 2
Source: RefSeq, a predicted model, not a curated record
UACGUUGUGAGAGAGCUUCAUUCAAUUUGUCUCGUCUUGGUGAUUUAUGUUUUGGUUUCCGUUAUAUUUCAGGGUAAACAGGAAAUCAAGAAACCUAAAUAUCUGCAAAUUUUCGUUGAAUCUUAUUCACAUUUGACUGGACUGGAGGAUCAAGUUAAGUCUCUUGAGGAACAAGUGAGUGGCUUAGAGGAUGAAGUCAAGGAUUUGAAUGAAAAGUUCGCUGCUGCACAGUCAGAAAUGACUAAUAAGGAAAACCUGGUAAAACAAUACGCUGAAGUUGCUGAAGAAGCCGUCUCAGGUUGGGAGAAGGCUGAGUCAGAAGCCGCGAAACUGUCUGAAAUAUGA